This is a messenger RNA of Lodderomyces jiufengensis, 639 nucleotides long. RefSeq lists its product as uncharacterized. Gene Ontology annotation, molecular function: ER lumen protein retrieval receptor activity. The transcript has a single exon. The coding region runs from base 1 to 639 and encodes 212 amino acids. The record is from RefSeq and is a predicted model, not a curated record. Gene Ontology annotation, cellular component: endoplasmic reticulum; membrane; cis-Golgi network. Gene Ontology annotation, biological process: endoplasmic reticulum to Golgi vesicle-mediated transport; protein retention in ER lumen. NCBI's taxonomy places the organism in Eukaryota, Fungi, Ascomycota, Pichiomycetes, Serinales, Debaryomycetaceae.
AUGAAUAUUUUUAGAUUCUUUGGUGAUCUUUCACAUUUAGCUAGUAUAUUUAUACUAUUAUAUGCAAUUGAAACAAAUAGAUCAAUAAAUGGUAUAUCAUUAAAAACUCAAGCAUUAUAUGUUGUUGUAUUUAUAACAAGAUAUCUUAAUUUAUUUACAAAAUUUUAUUCAUUAUAUAAUACUUUACUCAAGAUUAUUUUCAUAACAAGUUCGAUUUAUACUGUUUAUGUAAUGAUUUAUAAAUAUCAAAAAUCUAUUACAAAUCAUGUUGAUACUUUCCCGGUUAGAUAUUUGGUAGGUGGAGCACUUAUUGCAAGUUUAAUUUUUACACAUAAAUAUACACCAGGUGAAAUAAUAUGGAGUUUUAGUUUAUGGCUUGAAGCAGUUGCUAUAUUACCACAAUUAUAUAUUUUACAAAGAACGGGUGAAGCAGAAAAUAUCACUACUCAUUAUAUUUUUGCCUUGGGGUUAUACAGAGCUUUAUAUAUUCCAAAUUGGAUUUAUAGAUAUUUUGCUGAAGGUCAUUUAGAUUAUGUUUCAAUUUUAUCAGGACUUUUACAAACUGCUGUUUAUUCAGAUUUUUUUUAUAUUUAUUAUAAUAAAGUAUUAAAAGGAAAAAAAUUUGAAUUACCGGUAUAG